CUUCAAGCAGUCACACCGUUGUUUCACGCCAGGCUGCGAGUGAGAGCACUCCCGCCAUCCCGCUGAUGAUAACAAGCAUGGGGUCGACUUUUGCCCCAAUUACCUCGAUAGGAUCGCUAGGGAUGAUCCCAAUCAUGUCGACCCCUACUCCGAUACCAACAACGACAAUGUUUCCCGGCUCGAUAACAACGCCUGGGGGAGCAUUCACGCCAUUUUCGUCAAGCUUGGCUCAAUUUGCCGCUGACCCGGCAAAUGCUCAGGCUUUACAGGGCUAUCAACAAGUGAUGGCCAUGAUGCAACAGGCAGGGGGCUUUAUGUCGUUUGCCUAUCCUGGCAUGAUUCCACCCAUCAUGAGUCAUAUGCCACCACCGGUGUCGACUCCGUCGACAUUCGUCCCUAGGAUGGUCCCUGUACGCCCGGUGAAUUUGACAGGGGCCAUGGACCAAGCAGCGCCCUCAAAUGUCCAUGAAGCCGAUGAUGCGGAGCAAGAGGCAGCUCGCAGAAGGAAGGGUAAAGCUAUAGCUAAGCCCAGCAAAACCCGGGAUUCAACAUUCAAACGCCUGGGGGACAAAGAGGAUGGACCCCGCAAGUCAGCCAAGCUACGUCUUGAUCCUGAGAUGGGCCGGACUAGCGCGAUGGAAAGAGUUGGCGGGAGUCGUCCCGCCUUAUCACAUCGUUCUAGGGAAUCUGAGACGAUUCACCUAGACGAGGAAGAGGCCGAAAGUCAACCCACGGCGUCGGCGUACACCCGAAUCUCAUAUGAUGAGGAUGACCUGGACAAGAUAGGGAGUGUAGCGAGAAAGCUACGCGCCCUAGAGGAAAAAGUAGAAGAAAAGGCGGGAGCGAAGAAACAUACCCUGUCGAAAUCACCCUUCUCGGCUAGGGUACAUGCACACAAGCUGAGGCGGAAGAUCAAGUUGGACGUGGAGAAAUUCACUGGAAAGGAGGAUCCAAACGUCCACCUCGACACUUUCCACGAUGCAGCACAAAUGGUCGGGUGUACUGAUGCUGAAGAGUGUUUACUCUUCUUCUCAUCCUUGAGAGGAAGGUUAGUGGAAUGGUUUAAUAGCCUUCCUCAUGGUAGAAUCGGGUCCUUCGAGAAACUUGCUGAGAUUUUCCACAAGAAGUACCAGGACAAUUGCAUCAAAAGGAAAAAGUUCACCUAUCUUAACACGGUAGGGUAGAGGGAGAAAGAGUCAUUGACUCAAUUCCUAACCCGAUGGAGGGAUGAGGUCGAUAAGGUAGAAGAGAUGGA
Molecule: messenger RNA, 1255 nt
Organism: Cuscuta campestris
Lineage: Eukaryota; Viridiplantae; Streptophyta; Magnoliopsida; Solanales; Convolvulaceae
Source: the annotation of a GenBank genome assembly